CUUCGAAAAUGGAACAAGUUAUGUUCCAGAUAUAGAAAAAAAUCCAUUAAUUGCAAUUGGUAUACGAAUGUUAUGGCAGUUGCAACCAAAAACUGACAUUGAUUUUACAGAAUUUCAAGGAAACAAGAAGCAUCAUUUGAAUCCAAAUAUCAUAUUAAAACGUAUUGCUCGUUCUAGGCAUCAGAAGACUAGUGACCUGACAGUAUUUUUGCUGCUUGAUGGUGUUCACAGGCUAAUGGAAAAUUCUGAUGAUGGGUUGGACAUAGGUAGCAAAUUUUAUUCAUGCCUUUCACAAGUAGCGAACCUUAUAAUUACUUCCGAAUCAUUCAUUAUCGGAUGCUGCUCUGCAACAAGCAUGAAGCCCAUGAGGGAUAUUUUAGCAAAAUUUCGUCAAUUACGUAUUCAAUUACCUAUUCCACAACUAAAGGCUCCUGGCCGUUUUCAUAAACCAGUAUUUGAUAUGGAAAAACCACUCGUAAAGAUUCUUGUUGGAGAUAUGGGUGGUAAUGGUCGUGCACUAGAAGCAUUAGGGCAAGUGAUCCCAUCAAAUUUAGAUGAUCGUUGUUGUGCUAAUGACAUAAUUCAUCAGUUGGCUAUGGAAUUAGAAGACCUUUAUUCAGAUGUUUUUGAUAAUGCUGACUCUUACAAAGAAUUACUACGAGUAAUUUUGAGUAGCACACCACUUAGUAUUAAUUGUCCUGUGCCAGGUACCAAUCUUCGCCCAGAUCAAUUUGCUGAGAUGGGCUUAAUUCGUUUUGAAGCUGAAAAAAAUAGCGCGUUUGGCAGAUUGACUUGCCCUUACGUGUGGCUAUGGUUGAUAGCACGUGCUGUUAAUGACCCAAUUCUUUUAAAUUGGAGAUUUGAUGAUUAUAAUGAAAUCCAACACCUCCAUAAUCCUGAAAAAGUUUCUUUAGGUGCACAGCUUUGGCAGAAUUUCGAACGAUUUGUAGCAGAUUUUCGAGUAUUAAAAUCAGGAAUAUAUAAAGAAAAAGUAGAACCUUCUAUCCAUACAAUACAUCCCGGUAGUGCAUUUGACUCACGCACGGAUAAUGACAUUUAUCUCAAGUCUAGGUCACUAAAACUUGUUUAUUCUUCAGACCGAAUUAGUACGAAGUCCAAUAGUAUAGCUUCUAUUAUGCAUGAAAAUGGAAAAAUAGAUGCAACCGAUGGGCAGCACUUGAUUAUAAAUGGUGAAGGUGCUUCUGCUGGUGAUAUAUUUUGUUACAUCACAGAAAAAACAUCCGCAGGGCAAGAAAGAAAUAUCACCGAGGUUUUGCAGAUAAAGAAACUUGAUCGCAAAACCAAUAUAUCACUAAAUACAUAUCUUGAGGAAAGAAAUAAAGCUGCUGGCAAAAAUGAUAUAUUCCUUUUAAUAACAACUGGAAAAACUCAGAUAGAUUCUUCACAGCUUCCUGCACGUUCAGGGAUAGUUCAUCAAAAAAACUGGAAAGAAUAUUUUGGCCCAUUUUCUGAUAGAGCAUUCAUUUAUGCAAACGUAGAACCACCGGACAUUAACACAGCAAGUCGUUCUUCCAAUCCACCACCGACAUGCUAUAUCUAG
Dentiscutata erythropus is the source of this 1561-nucleotide messenger RNA. The record is from the annotation of a GenBank genome assembly. NCBI's taxonomy places the organism in Eukaryota, Fungi, Glomeromycota, Glomeromycetes, Diversisporales, Gigasporaceae.